Messenger RNA from Guillardia theta CCMP2712, 809 nucleotides. RefSeq lists its product as hypothetical. The transcript has 5 exons. Bases 52 to 765 code for a protein of 237 amino acids. Gene Ontology annotation, molecular function: carbonate dehydratase activity; zinc ion binding. Lineage: Eukaryota; Cryptophyceae; Pyrenomonadales; Geminigeraceae. The record is from RefSeq and is a predicted model, not a curated record.
AUUGCAGACUCGAACAAUCAGAGUCCCGUGGACCUCUACACCAAUGAGUGCAUGGCGAAUGUAAACUGGGGGAAGGCUUGUGUCGAACCUGUUGGGCUGAGGCCUCUGAUCUUCGAACUCGGGAAGAGCAACACGGACCCCAUGAAGGUCCUACUAAAAGAUUGCGACUGCUUGCCUUGCAACAAUCAAAACAAUGCGUACACUCUUACGCUUCAGAUUCCUGGAGAACCAACGAUGACCUACGAGAACUCAAUCUACACCUUGCGAGAGAUCACUUUUCACACGCCAUCGGAGCAUGCGAUCGAGGGCUCGAGGAAGGCCAUGGAAGUUCAGUUCUUGAUGGAGAGGACAGGAUGCGUUACCAAUGGGAAUGGCCAGUGCCUGACGCCAAACAACAACGAGUUUUCUCGGCUGCAUUACGCUGUCCUCUUUGACACUGGCGACUCGACGCCCCAAUGGGUCUCAAGGAUCGCCAGCGUGGCAUCGUCAGCAAAGGGCUAUGGGCGGAACUUGAUACCGGACCUGCGUUUUCGAGACAUCACUGUCAACAUCCAUUCGCUGCUCAGCACCUACUACAUCUAUGAGGGAUCAAUGACCACCCCUCCCUGCAAGUCAAAGGUGACGUGGCUGGUGAUGAAGACUGUUCUUCCCAUAAAAUCGGAGGACUUGAAAAUGAUCCAAGACGUGCACGUGAGCAACAACGCGAGGACGCUGAGAAACUUGAACGGAAGGAAGAUUUCUGUCGCCGGCACAACACAGUUUUAGCUUCUCGUCUUUCCUUGUGAUAUUAAUUGACCCAUGUCAACCCC